This is a messenger RNA of Rhineura floridana, 3125 nucleotides long. It is a transcript of the gene GFM2, whose product is annotated as GTP dependent ribosome recycling factor mitochondrial 2. Gene Ontology annotation, cellular component: mitochondrion. The coding region runs from base 564 to 2897 and encodes 777 amino acids. The transcript has 20 exons. The record is from RefSeq and is a predicted model, not a curated record. NCBI's taxonomy places the organism in Eukaryota, Metazoa, Chordata, Lepidosauria, Squamata, Rhineuridae. Gene Ontology annotation, biological process: ribosome disassembly; mitochondrial translation. Gene Ontology annotation, molecular function: translation elongation factor activity; GTP binding; GTPase activity.
UAUCAUUCCGCGUGUUAGUGAAUAGACCCAGAUGUUGGCCCCCUUCUCGAGGCCACCACGCGCUUUUUUCCCUGCUCAGCAUGGAGUCCGGAAAAAAACAGAGAACCUGAUUUACGAAGAAAAAGCCAAAGUAUCCAACAUUUUUUAUCACUCCUAUAAAGUCUACACACAGCCGUCCGGAACGAAUGAGUAGGAAGGGAGAACUAGAAACGCGACAAUCCGGUGGAAGUAGCGCGUGUCCCAUGUUGGGUCUAAGUUGGAAGUUGCUGGGUAUAGACACGCUCCCUAGCAUUGCUCUUUCUGUCCUUCUGACUCUCUUAACAGGAACGUAAGGAACGGUGAUUUCUCUUAAUAGCAAUCUGGCAGAGGCUGCGUUUUGGCUACCGAGUAGUCGUUUCUUAAAAGGAAUGUUUGGACUGUUUCCUCAGGAAAAACGGUUUAAUUGGUUGUCUAUUUGCGUUAACGAGAAUUUAGUCAUCGAUUUCAAUAGGAUACUUAGACUUGACUCAGCUAUGCGCCUUCUUCCAUAGCAGUUGCUUAUGUUAUCAGGGUAGUAGACAAGUAUGCUGCGAGAUACCAGGAAAAUGUUACUGGGUUCCCUCAAAGUAUGUGUUUACAGCAAGUGUAUUUACUGCAGAAAACCAAGAGUUCUAGCUAUAAAAUGCUUCAAAGGCUCUUUGAAUCUUCAAAGGAAGUACAGCUAUCCAGCAGGAGAUGUAAAAUCUUUGCGCUCUAUUAUUACUCCACCAAUCUCAAAAAUCCGCAACAUUGGUAUCAUGGCUCACAUAGAUGCAGGAAAAACAACUACCACAGAGAGGAUGCUGUAUUAUUCUGGGUACACAAGACACCUUGGAGACGUUGAUGAUGGGGACACAGUAACAGAUUUCAUGGUACAGGAGCGAGAACGUGGCAUUACCAUUCAAUCUGCUGCUGUAACUUUUGACUGGAAGGGCUAUAGAAUCAACCUGAUAGACACACCGGGUCACGUGGACUUUACAGUGGAGGUGGAACGUUCCCUGAGAGUACUGGAUGGGGCAGUGGCUGUAUUUGAUGCCUCAGCUGGUGUUGAGGCUCAGUCUCUGACAGUGUGGAGACAAGCAGACAAACACCACAUACCACGAAUUUGCUUCUUAAAUAAGAUGGACAAAAAUGGAGCAAGUUUCACCCAUGCAGUUGAGAGUAUCAGGCAGAAAUUGAAGGCUAGCCCUCUGCUUUUACAGUUGCCAAUUGGAGAGGCAAAGACCUUUAGAGGAAUAGUUGAUGUGGUGACCAUGGACCAAGUUACUUGGGAAGCUGCAACUGGAUUGGAUGAUGGAAAGAUUUUUAAGCGGAAACCCUUGAAAGAAACUGAUGAUCCUGACUUGCUAAGGGAUGCCAGGGAUGCAAGAAAUUCCUUAAUAGAACAAGUGGCAGAUCUGGAUGACGAAUUUGCUGAGCUGGUCCUUGGGGACUUCAGUGAAAGUUUUGAUUCAUUACCAGCCGAUAAGUUGCAUUCUGCUGUGCGAAGAGUAACUCUAGCCCAGAAAGCAGUACCUGUGUUCUGUGGAAGCGCACUGAAAAAUAAAGGUGUUCAGCCAUUACUGGAUGCAAUCACCUGGUAUCUGCCUGCACCAGAUGAAUGCAGCUAUGACUUCCUGCAGUGGUAUAAAGAUGACUUGUGCGCUCUAGCGUUUAAAGUUCUCCAUGACAAACAACGUGGGCCAUUGGUCUUCUUGCGUGUUUACUCUGGCACAAUGAAGCCUCAGUCAGCUGUCUAUAACAUUAACAAAAACUGCACGGAGAGAAUGAGUCGCCUGCUUCUGCCUUUUGCUGAUCAGCAAAUAGAAAUCUCUUCACUAACGGCUGGCAAUAUCGGCCUCACUGUUGGACUGAAACAGAGUGCCACUGGCGACACCAUUGUCUCAUCAAAGGCUUCUGCAGUGGCUGCAGCUCGACAAGCUGGAAGAAAUGUGGGGUCAAAGCAUGGUCAAACCAGUGAAGCAGAGAAUCUUCUCUUGGCCGGCGUUGAGAUUCCAGAUCCAGUCUUCUUUUGUACAAUAGAGCCACCUUCCAUGGCCAGGCAACCAGAUCUGGAUAAUGCCUUGACUUGUCUGCAGCGUGAGGAUCCAAGUCUGAAAGUUAAGACAGAUGCAGACACUGGGCAAACUAUCCUUUGUGGCAUGGGAGAGCUGCACAUUGAGAUCAUUCAUGAUCGAAUCAAAUGUGAAUAUGGACUUGAGACCUAUCUUGGACCUCUUCAAGUAGCUUACCGAGAAACAAUCCAAAACUCUGCUCAAGCUAUAGAUACUCUGGACAGAAUGCUAGGAGAAAAACGACAUCAGGUGACUGUAGAAUUGGAGGUGAGACCAUGGGUGGGAGAAACAUCAGCAACAGCACCAGUCAUUGAAUAUGCCGAGAAUAUCUAUGACUCGCUUCAGCCAGACCUUCAGGAAGCUAUAGCAAAUGGAAUCCGUAUCUCGUACCUUCAAGGACCACUUCUGGGAUUUCCAGUUCAAGAUGUAGUAGUGACAGUGCAUGCAGUGGCUGUAAACUCUGAUACGUCUCUGACAAUGGUUUCUGCUUGUGUUUCUCGUUGCAUGCAAAAGGCUCUAAAAAAAGCUGAUAAACAAUUGCUGGAGCCUUUCAUGAACCUGGAGAUAACAGUGGGUGAAAAUCAUCUUGGUAUAGUACUUGGUGACCUUGCACAGAGAAGAGGCAGCAUUCAGGAAAUUCAGAGUCGCCACGAUAACAAAGUUGUAAUUGCAUCUGUUCCACUAGCAGAAAUGAUGGGUUAUUCAACAGCUUUGCGCUCCUUGACAUCUGGGUCUGCUACGUUUACUUUGGAACUGGCAAACUAUCAAGCAAUGAACCUUCCUGAGCAAACAGCUCUGCUUAGGAAGAUGACUGGUUUGGCAUAAUAUGAAGAUAGAUGAACAAGGACUUGCUCUGGUCUCUUUGAGGAAGCAGUAGAUCUUUGUUGAUUUGCUACUGUCAGAGUACAUAGCUUCAACUUAACAUACAUUCAAUGAGAUUAAAUAACUAUCUUGUAAAAUACUUUCUGUCUACAAACUUUGUUUUGUGAUUUGAACAAGGUACUCCACUGAAGUAAUAAAACUGGAAACUCAACUGUUUACCUCUUCUAGGCU